AUGGAAGCAGGAAAUAACAGCCUGGAAAGUAGAAGUGGCCAGAGCGAGCGCCAUUCUGUUGAUACUUUAGAAAAUUCGCUAAAAGAUGUUGUACUGGAUGAAGAUGCAUAUUCGGAGAUUUUCAGGCCUUCUAGCGUUGCACCAGAAAAUGCCAACAGCGCACAACCAGAUACUACUACUUCUAGUAAUCCAUUCAGUUUUAAUACAACCAAAACAGAUGGAAGUAGAAAAACACAGCUCUGCGCACAAGGACAAUUACUUUCACAGAUGACCAGUGCUUUUGGAUACACAUAUAGUGUAGUUGAAACUGCAUCUAAAACCUUUGAAGGCGCGGGCAUUCUUAUUGAGCCAAAAAAAGAGGCAGAUCAGCCGGCGGACUCAGAGAAAAAGCCUCUUUCUUUUGAUGAAGUCAUUAAAAAAAAGAUAAACGACUAUUUCAAUCUCUGGGGAACUGUCUCAAAGGCCAUAAAUAGCAUAGAUAAGUUUUUUAACUGCGACGAGACACUGGGAAACGGCCUGUUUUUUGUUUUCUCGUUUUUAUUGGGAGAGCUGGGAAUGGUUUUGUUUUACAUGCUGUACGGAAAAAUACUUGCCUGUCUUGCGGUGGCUUGUGCUGUCAGAUACUUUUUUGUUAAGAGCAUUAAAGACACAGCAAUAUAUGUUCUGCUCACUCUGAUAGCUGCAGCUGUUCUAUCUAUGUGGAUGCUGAACUGGCUUAUCUACAUUCUGAUCUUCGUCUACAGCUUGAUGUUUAUCGCGUGGAUAAAAGAUGAAAAUCUAAACAUAAAUUAUCUCGACAUAUCGAUCAUAGUAGUAGUGGCAGCGGCAAACAUUGCUCUGUUCUUCUGGAGCGGAUGGAUAAACAGAGCAAUGAGCAGCGUGUCUGGGCUAUUGGUACUGCAGGGAGCGCUGAUUGUUGUUCUUCUGUUUAAUUCAGGAAUGCUGCGGUAUAUCUUCAGAUGGAUUAAAAAGGCUGCAGAAGAGGCCCUAAUGGAAAAAAAGUCAGCUGAAGAACAAAAAGAAAAAAUACCUGCAAAUGAAGUAUUUAUACUGGACCAAGAUGUGCCCAAGGAAGAUGAAAAAGAUAAAGAAGGCUCAUAUGCAGUGCUGAAAAAGAAUGGGCUGAUGAGUCUCUUUGAAAUCCCUGGAUUUUGGAUUUGCGUGAUUUUUGCCAUUGCCAUUAUCACGGGUCUGGGGAUAUUCAUAGGAGUCAACCUCACACAGCCAAAAGUUAUCACAAACAGGCAGCUGUUUAAGUGUGUCCCAGGAAGAGAAGCUUUUCUGAAAAAAGAACUAGAAGCAUAG
Nematocida minor is the source of this 1305-nucleotide messenger RNA. RefSeq lists its product as uncharacterized. Bases 1 to 1305 code for a protein of 434 amino acids. Lineage: Eukaryota; Fungi; Microsporidia. The transcript has a single exon. The record is from RefSeq and is a predicted model, not a curated record.